AUGAAGCUGGUUUUCACUGCCCGGACAAAAAAUUAUAGCGGAGCUGAGCUUGAAGGUGUUGUGAAAAGUGCAGUAUCAUAUGCCCUGAAUAGGCAACUGAGUAUGGAUGAUCUUACCAAGCCAGUGGACGAGGAUAAUAUAAUAAUUACCAUGGAUGAUUUUUUGAAUGCCCUUCAAGAAGUAAUUCCAGCAUUUGGUGCUUCCACAGAUGACCUAGAACGUUGCAGGCUUAAUGGCAUCAUGGAAUGUGGUGCACGGCAUGACCACAUUUACCAAAGGACUAUGUUGUUGGCCGAACAAGUUAAAGUUAGUGAAGGAAGCCCACUCGUUACUUGUCUCCUUGAAGGCCCAAGUGGCAGUGGGAAAACUGCAAUGGCAGCAACAAUUGGCAUUCAAAGUGAUUUCCCGUAUGUUAAGAUUAUAUCUGCUGAAACAAUGAUUGGACUCAGUGAACCUACAAAAUGCGCUCAGAUUGUUAAGGUAUUUGAAGAUGCUUAUAGGUCUCCUCUAAGUAUAAUCAUCCUUGAUGAUAUAGAAAGACUAUUGGAGUAUGUUGCAAUUGGGCCUCGCUUCUCAAAUUUAAUUUCGCAGACAUUGUUGGUGCUCCUGAAACGGCUUCCACCUAAGGGAAAAAAGGUUCUUGUUAUUGGGACUACUAGUGAAGCCAAUUUCCUGGAUUCGGUUGGAAUUCGAGAUUCAUUCUCAGUCACCUACCAUGUCCCGACGUUGAAGACCGAAGAUGCCAAAAAGGUGUUAGAGCAACUUAAUGUUUUCUCGAGUGAUGAUAUUGAUUCUGCUGCAGAGGCUUUAAAUGAUAUGCCCCUCAAGAAGCUGUACAUGGUUGUUGAGAUGGCAGCUCAAGGAGAACACGGUGGAAAUGCCGAAGCCAUCUACUCUGGCAAAGCCAAGAUUAACAUUUCCCACUUUGACGACUGCCUUCUGGAUAUCGGCCGGUAUUAGAGUGGACCCCACAUUGUCUCCGGCAAUCAAAGGCUUGUGAUCUAGACACAGUGCAAGAUGUUGUGGGUUUUUAUUUUUGCUUUGCCACUUUCUCAUCUUAUUUGGUUUCCACAUUUUGCAUACAUCAAUUUCAUGUGAUGCUGAAUGAAUCGAAACUUUCCAAGUAGGAGAGGAUUCUGACCAA
Molecule: messenger RNA, 1144 nt
Organism: Striga asiatica
Lineage: Eukaryota; Viridiplantae; Streptophyta; Magnoliopsida; Lamiales; Orobanchaceae
Source: the annotation of a GenBank genome assembly